AUGCCGGGGCUUCAGGGUGCGCUGCAGGUCGUGACACAUAGCCUUCCCUUGCCCAUCCAGCAGCUCGGCACCGCCAUCCUGGGCGAGACAUGCUACACGACCCUGAUCCACGAUGUGUCGCCGACAUCGGCCUGUCUGCGCCUCUUUCUCUCCAAGGGCCUGGGCCUGGGCAUCAUUCUCUUUGGCUCGAUUCUCAAGCUCCCGCAGAUUGUCAAGAUCGUCCGGGCCUCGUCUGGCCGCGGCAUCAGCCUGGCCAUGUAUAGCCUCGAGGUAGUUGCCUACACAAUUUCGCUCGCCUACGCUUACCGCCGGCGGCUGCCAUUCAGCACGUAUGGCGAGAAUGCCAGCCUGACGGUGCAAAACAUGGCCAUCACGCUCCUGCUUCUCUACUAUGCGCCGGCGCCCAACCACCUCGUCCGCUUCCUUCCCUUGGGCCCGUCGGUGCAGCACCGGAUCCGACUGCGCUUCUCGGCCGCUGCCACUGCCGACGAUGCGCGCCGCCUCGACGUGGCGCUCGCCGGCACGCUCAUGGUCCUCUGCUCCUUUAUCCUCUUCCACCCUACGCUCCUCGCCAUGCCCCUCCUCUCGCUGCUCCAGGCCACGACGAUUCCCGUGAGCCUGCUGAGCAAAGUGCCGCAGAUGCAGACGCUCCACGCCUCGCGCGACCCGGGCCAGCUCUCGUCGAUUGUCGUCUUUGCCCAGCUGGCGGGAACGCUCGCGCGCGUCUACACGACGCGCACAGAGACCGACGACGCCCUGCUGCUGUGGGGAUUUGGCCUCGCGAGCAUCUUCAACGCCGUCAUUGCCGCCCAGUACAUCUACUACUCCAAUGGUGGCGGUCGGCGCCCCUCGACGGCUGCCUCGAGGUCGUCCAUCCUGCCGUCGCUGUACAGCGCCAGAAAGGAAAAGGCCGACGACGACGACAGUGACGCCUAUGACGAAGCUGGUAGCGUCCUGAGAGAAAAGGAAAUGUUCAACGGCAGUGCCGCGGCGGCGGCGACGACAAUCGAGAUUGCCAUUGACCGAGGGCCCUCCUCGCCGGCGCCGCCGAUGCCGACACCGACACCACACGCGGCGUGGAGGGACGCGCCACGGCGAGACGAUCACAAGAAGAGCAGAUUGGAUUGA
This is a messenger RNA of Acaromyces ingoldii, 1128 nucleotides long. RefSeq lists its product as hypothetical. Lineage: Eukaryota; Fungi; Basidiomycota; Exobasidiomycetes; Exobasidiales; Cryptobasidiaceae. Bases 1 to 1128 code for a protein of 375 amino acids. The record is from RefSeq and is a predicted model, not a curated record. The transcript is spliced from 2 exons.